AGCGCGGUUUGUCGCUUGAUCUCCACUCUCUUCGAAUCUUCGAAUCCGCGGCGGCGUCUUUUGUUUUCCGUGUGGCUGUGGUGCCUUGUUUAUGUUAAUCCGAUAUUUGUAUUUAUAUAUACAGGCGAAAUAUUGCAGAAUUAGCAAUAAAUUCGGCCAAUUUAUCGGACUUCGGUUUUAGAAGCGUGAGACCCGCGAGCUGAAAGCAGUGGAAAAAUGAGUGUGCAGCAUAAGUGAUCGCUGGAAGUGGAAGUUAAAGGGUCAAACCGGUUUUCGGACAACAUGGAGUUGCCACCAGCAGUAGCAGCAACAACAAAUGCGUCGGCAUCCUUGCAACGUGUCGCCUCGGAAUCCAGUCUUGGUCGGGAACGGGAACGACAGCAGGAACAGGCAGCUGCUCCGCCUGGCCAACUGAUGGGCCACCACUAUCAUUACAUACAAUAUCCGGCGCAUUUCCAGCCGCAGCAGUUGCAAGAGCAACAACCCCAGCCACAACUGCCCUGCCAAUGCCCCUGCUCCUGUGGCCGGGCGCCUCCUCCGCCACAGCCCACCAAUCCCAGCCAGAAUGGUUCGAUGGCCGUAGCUGUUCUGGUUCAUCAACAGACUCCCAGUCAGCAGGAGCCGGUGAAGAACUCCCCCCUGAAAACCCAGUCAGCCCAGUCCCUGCUAAAUCACUCUUACCAGGCUCUCCACGAGGAGCAGCAUCAGCAACAGGAGCAACUCCAACUCGACUCUUCAGCCGGCGCCGGGAGCUGUGAUUGUGAUCUGGAAUGCACCUGCCCAGCAACCGGGGGAAACUCUUCCUUGGCCCAGCACAAGAGAAGUCUGCUGGCAGACGCCAUGCUAGGAGCCGACGAGAUUACGGUCAGUGAGUCUGACAACAACAGCACCAUGAUAAAAAAAAAGAAACCGCGAUCAGGCGGAGGGGGUCAGCUUCCCCCGAAGACUCAGCCCACGGGUUCCAGUUGCAACGAUAUCUACCACGAUACUGAACUGGAUGGUGCUGGUGGAGCAGUGGCAGGAGAACCUGGUUCGCGUAUCAAGUCCCAGAUUCUGGACGAUAAUCGCCCACCGCUACCGCCACGUCCUCCACCCAGACCAAGAAGUAAUGCAAACGGUUCUAUAGCCCAUCGCCAUGGAGCUGGGAUAAAGAAGUACGUGGUCUGGUGCCUUAUAUGCGGCGGUUUCAGUUGCCUGCUGGGUGUUCUCUUCCUGGGCGUCUACUUCCUGCUCCAUUCGUACACCAUCACGGUGGGAAACUUCGAAACAGUGCCCACUUUUGUACCCGCCACUCUGCUCAUCCUUACGGGGAUCUGCAUUAUGAGCCUGGCCAGACGUCGAAAUCGCUAUAGUUAUCUGAUUAAGCUAUCUGGAGCCUGUGGCCUGGUUUCCGCCUUAACCUGCGCAUUAGUCACUGUGACCACCACUGUGCUCCAUAUGAGUCGUCUGCAGGCUUUGAGGGAAUGCGAGUAUGCGCAAAAGACGAGGACUUGCACCUGCUACUCGGACCUAAUCGAGUCCCAGGUGGAUCGAGUGGAUAAGGAAGGAGUGCGCCUCGUGUUCGACUCCCUCUCGGAUUGCGGUGUCGUCCAUGGAUCGCUUUACUCUUGCCUGAGGGCCAUCUUUGGGUUGUCUGUUGCCGGAGUCCUUAUCGCCGUCUUCAGCUGCAUGUUGGUGUACCAACUUCUCAGCCAUGAACGGAAGAAAAUGUAUUGGGAGCAGCUAGAGCUACGCUGCAGAUCCUUGUAUGCCAGUCAAGCACCUCCGCCUGCCAUGGGUCCCGGCCGGAUGUUGAACUGCAGAUGCUGCGAGCAGUGCCACGCUCACAGGCAACUGACACUGCCUUUACAGGCUACUGCCUAUCCGUGGGAUGAGGCCACAGUAGCCGCCGCAGCAGCAGCGGCUGGAGGAGGAGGCGGAGAGCAACGCUUUUGGGCCGCCCAGCCGCCGGGUAACUUCUACUCCCCGAAUCCAGGAGGCGAGGAUGCAGUUGGUGCCUGCCGGAGUGGAGAACGGGCAGGGGGAGCAGCCCGCAGCAGCAGUGGCUGGAGCUGGCCCUCGUGGCCCUGGCAACGAACUACUCCGGACACUGGUCGUCGAUUUCGCCAAGCAGCUGCCAGUCCAGAUUCACAGUACGGCUUUAGUUCAUCCACAGCAGUGCAGGGCGAUGGCAACCAGAUGCUGAUCGAGGAGCCCGUAGUGGCUGCCGCCUACAGUGGAAUGCCACCACCCAAUGCCUUGCCCUACGGAGUCUGGGGUCCUCCGCCGCCGUACAGCGAUCCCAAUAGUCCGGCCAGGCGUGGCUACUAUCAGUAUCUACAGCCUACAGCAUGCUUGGUGGGAAAUCCAGGCACUGUCGCCGUCACUCUAACCCAGGAGCAAAUGCAUCCGACCCUGCAACACCAGCAUCCGCAUCCUCAGCAGCAGCAGCAGCAGUUGCAACAACAGUUGCAGCUGCAACGGCUCCAGGUGCAAUCAGCCACUUUGGAGCGGAUGGAUGGCCUUAGCAGCGCUGGUAAUGUCAGUACCCUGGUGGCCGCCACUCGGUCUUCCGCCUACAAAUCAAAGGCGGAGUAUGAGAACACACCGUCAGACAGUGAUGGAGGAAAUCCCAGAGAGAGGGAACGCUGCUCCAAUACCCUGCCCACGCGAAAACUUAAGAAGCGCCUAGAAGCGGGUACCGGAGCGAAGAGCAUAGGCCCGCAGAGCAAUCCCGGCCAACAGAGACCCAAUGUCCAGCAGCUGUUCGCCAAGCAGGAGCAGCAACAACAGACAGUCCAGGCCAAUUCGCAACAGGCUCAGCCUCAGACCGCCGGGGUUGAGAAUACUGGCUACCAGGACUCAAACGGGGCCAUAGCCAAGGAUCAGGCGGUGGGUACGGAUCCCGCAGAGUCCGAGGUGUACUUCGCCGACGUGAGCAGCUGCUGCAACAUGUCCGUGAAGAAUGACAGCUACUACGACAAUGCUCAGCGCCACCAGGGGCACCAUCAUCAUCAUCAGCACCAGCACAGUAAUUGUAGCCACAGUAGUGGGCAGAGCAACGCCAACGAGGAUUACCUGGCGCAACGUUUUGGUCGCGGCAGGGAACACUCCGUCCGGAGCAGGCUGCCCAUCCCACAGACCAGGCGGGAGGACGACUACGAGAGCUCCAAUCUGAACAUGCCCACGCUGAAGGAGCAACAGCAGCAAGCGCAGCAGCUGCAGAAGGAGAUCUCGCGCCAGAGCAUGUGCUCCGUUGAGUCGGAGGCCAAGACGGAGUUCACGGAUCUCUCACCCUCCACGCCCUGCGGCGGCAAUCUACCAUUGCCACCGCCAGCGAACUUCGCUAGUGAUCCGCCGACGGGUCAGCAGUCCCCCAGCUUCGUGGCCUCGUUCCCCUACUCCUCGGAGUCGCAGUGCCUGGAGGCGCAUCGACGCUCUACGAAGAACAUCCACGAGCUGCUGAUAGCUGGAGUGGGAGGAUCCUCGACUGGUGGUUCGGAAUCCCACUACGAGGUUAUUAACGACCGAACCAAUCCCUACCAGCUGCAGCGAACCCAACAAGCCAAGCACAAGACAAAGUCAAAGACGCGAUCGCGGGAGCAGCUGGACAUCUACGGCAGCGGAGCUGAGCGAUCUGACUGGUCAUCGGAUGGGGGUCGUUUGUGAGGUCCCGACAACCAAGAAGUAUUUGUCUAGCAGCGGUUUCACCUUCAUUAUAUUCUCUAAGGAUGUGGAUCUAGUGAAGAUCAGUGAUGGGAAUCUUUGUGCUCAGACUAAGUUCGGAUAUCUUAUUUAUCAUACGAUAUAAGUAUCAUUCAUGUAUCUUGGAUGGUUGAGUGGCGGCCAGGAUACUUCCCGUCACUGCCUAUGGAACCACCUUUGGUUUAGAAUCGUCGCAUUUGUAAUGUUUGCCAUCCAAAAUGAACUCUAUUCUAUAAAAUAUCCUCUCUCCCAACUAUCGAAGGUCCUCGGGGCCCUAAACCUUGCUUUAACUAUUUUACGCGAUAUCCUUUGCAUAGUUUACAUAGAACAUAUAUUACUUAAUACAUAUGGUAGCAUUGAAUUGAAUGUUGACAACUUGUAGCAAUGAUAAUCUAUGGAUAUUAUAUACAAAUUAUGUUAUAUUUACCUGCGUAUUUACAUAGUUGCGUAUACACACACCCAUAUACACAUACAAAUAUAUGACUAGUUAGUUAAAUGUUAGAGCGCCAGUUAAAUUUAUUAAAGAAGUACACCAAGUAUAACCAAAA
Messenger RNA from Drosophila eugracilis, 4232 nucleotides. RefSeq lists its product as uncharacterized. Lineage: Eukaryota; Metazoa; Arthropoda; Insecta; Diptera; Drosophilidae. Bases 283 to 3648 code for a protein of 1121 amino acids. The transcript is spliced from 4 exons. The record is from RefSeq and is a predicted model, not a curated record.